Molecule: messenger RNA, 300 nt
Organism: Postia placenta MAD-698-R-SB12
Lineage: Eukaryota; Fungi; Basidiomycota; Agaricomycetes; Polyporales; Adustoporiaceae
Exons: 3
Coding region: 1-300 (99 amino acids)
Source: RefSeq, a predicted model, not a curated record
AUGUCCAUAUCCGGACCAUCGAAGCAGGCUGGCGCGUCCUCCAACGAGGGCACCAUCAAGUCACAAAAGGACUUAGACAGGCGCAAGUUCGGCCUCGAGUUCCUGCACCCGGAUUGGAGGAAGAAGCUCUCGUCGACAGACAAGGCGGGCGUCAUCAGGUUCAACGUGAGGGAGAUGGAAGUGGCCGCCGGUGGCCCUUGGGAGCGCAAGUAUAACAACCUGUUCCCUUGGAACCACCAUGCCGAGCUCUUGGUUACUCAAGGGCUCGUGUGGAAGAACUACCCUGACGACGUGUGCUAG